Molecule: messenger RNA, 855 nt
Organism: Rotaria sp. Silwood1
Lineage: Eukaryota; Metazoa; Rotifera; Eurotatoria; Philodinida; Philodinidae
Source: the annotation of a GenBank genome assembly
AUGGUGAAAGGGAUAGCAUUUACCAAAGGUUCAAGAGGAAUCCGUGUUGGACCGGCUGUUACAACCAAUGCAAUUUUUGAUAAUAUUUACAUUUACAAUACCACUGGAACAGCAUUUUCAGCCAACGAUGCAGGUAAUGAAUAUGUUAAUAUAACAUUACGAAACAGUGAAAUAACUAAUACCAACACUUUAGCUAAUACAACGGGUGAAUGUGUUUAUCUCGGAUGUACCAAUGAUACAUGUCGAAUUCGUGAUUCAAUCAUUGACCACAAUUAUUGUCAUGAUACACUUAGUUCAGUUGGAGGAUCAAGGGCUGGAUUCCAAGUCAAAUCUGGUUCAUACAAUGUUAUCAUUCGUAAUAAUGUUUGUUACAAGGUAGUUGGACCUUGUAUUGUUGUUUAUGAUGAUUAUAAUCGUGGACGAAAUUUGAUUGAUGGAAAUUUGGCAAUCAGUGCUGGAACAGCUGAUCUCGGAAUACAAUGUACAUCUGGAGCCACAAUCACUAAUAAUAUUGUGAUCAAUGCUAGUGCCUCAAUUUACAAUAAUGCUAUCAAUGGUAGUAUUAGUGCUACAGGCAUUCAAUCAUGUGGAACAUUCGCAAUCUCUAACAAUGUCUUCAUCAAUGCUGCAGCCAAUAAUUUUUAUCCAGCAGCAGGGUCUCCACUGAUCAAUAAGGGUGCGAAUCCAUUUUAUCAAGCUCUUUAUGAUUACAAUGGAAUGAGUAGAUCCCUAGCAACACCAACCGUUGGCGCAUACGAAUAUUCUACUACAAAUAAUCCUGGGUGUGCGACAACAAACAAUUUUAAAUGUGGUUCAUCCACAGCUGGUGUCUCACAAUAUUCUCUAAUUAGUUGA